This is a messenger RNA of Nymphalis io (European peacock), 1030 nucleotides long. RefSeq names its product regucalcin-like. Gene Ontology annotation, molecular function: gluconolactonase activity; calcium ion binding. Bases 92 to 1003 code for a protein of 303 amino acids. The record is from RefSeq and is a predicted model, not a curated record. NCBI's taxonomy places the organism in Eukaryota, Metazoa, Arthropoda, Insecta, Lepidoptera, Nymphalidae. The transcript is spliced from 6 exons. Gene Ontology annotation, biological process: L-ascorbic acid biosynthetic process.
UCACAACAAUGCUCACACCGUAUACAGUGAUUCCUCAUCUUGACUUUGGGACGGGUUUCUCAGCUUGUGGAUUUUCUCUUUUGCUUUCAAAAUGGAGCCCGAAGUGACCGCAGUGACGGAGCCCGUGUGGCUGGGCGAAGGCCCGCACUGGUCACAGGAACACCAGGCUUUAUUCUUUGUGAGCAUAUUCGACAAGACCAUCCAUAAGUACGAUCCGGCAACCGGUGAGCACACCAGAGCUAAACUGGCUGAUAUGCCCGGCUUCAUCAUCCCGAUGGAGGGUACCCUUGACCAGUUCGUGGUGGGAUUGAAACGCCGCGUGGUGGUGGUGCGGUGGGACGGACGAGGUGAGGCGCACGAGCUGCGUCAGAUCGCAGAGCUUGAUCAACACUGCCCCGACAACAGGAUCAACGACGCCAAGGCGGACCCCAGGGGACGACUUUUCGUCGGUACAAUGGGUCACGAAUACGAGCCCGGCAAGUUCCACCUCAAGAAGGGAUCGCUAUACCGGGUGGACGCGGACGGGUCCGUGCACCGACUGGAACAAGGCCUCGACAUCUCCAACGGGCUCUGUUGGGACACGCGAGAGAAGGCCUUCUACUACGCAGACUCCUUCGAGUUCGCAAUACGAAGAUAUGACUAUGACAUCGAAACUGGAAACAUAUCCAAUCCAAAAUUGAUAUUUAAAUACAAGGAUCACGGCCUGGAAGGGAUCGUCGACGGCAUGACCAUAGACACAGACGGUAACCUUUGGAUCGCUAACUUCGAUGGUUCACAGGUGCUAAAGAUCGACCCCCGCAAGGGCGCACUCCUGCAGAAAGUACCCACUCCGGCGCUACAGACCACUUCCGUGGCGUGGGGGGGGCCCACACUUGACCAGCUGUACGUGACGUCAGCCUGCAUGAACCGCGGCCAGGAGCAGCUGCCGCCCUGCGGGGCGCUGUUCCGAGUGAGCGGGUUGCGCGCCCGGGGCCUACCCGGCUGCGGGAUUAGGGUGCAAUAAAUAAAUAUUAUAUAAUUCUAACAAUAA